This is a messenger RNA of Macaca mulatta (Rhesus monkey), 2149 nucleotides long. Lineage: Eukaryota; Metazoa; Chordata; Mammalia; Primates; Cercopithecidae. The record is from RefSeq and is a predicted model, not a curated record.
UUUCUCAGUUCACUCGUCAUUUUGCAUCCAGGAGAAGGGAUAGAACAGGAAGUCCAGCAGCCAGUGUCAGAGCCUGGAGCAGCUCCUCUCCUUCCUGGGGUUGAGUUCCUUGGUUUUCUUGUUUCGCCUGUGCUACCCCACUGCGGUUCUUCUACCACACUGGGUUUAGCAUGAAUCAGGAGUUGAUGCAGCCAAGGACAGAGAAAAACAUCCAGAUUUGGGAACACAAUAACAGAUAUGAUUGUCCCCACUUCUACUGCCAAAAUUUUAAAGCUGUUAACUCCUCCUCAUCAGCUUACCUGACUACUUCCAAGCAAAAGAGAUAAAGAACUAUUACUAAUUGGUGAUACUAGAUCAAUGAAGGGUGCUCGAAUCAUUGUGACUCCAGAAGAUGCACUUUAUGGAUGGGAAUUUACCAGGGAAACUAUUUUCCCUUAUCUGGAGGAUAUCCCAGACCCUCAGGUGAACUGGAUUCCUUGUCAAGACUCCCACAGAUUUGGUCACACACCAGUGCAAGCAAGACUCAGCUGCUUGGCCAAGAACAACUCUAUCUAUGUCUUGGCAAAUUUGGGGGACAAAAAGCCAUGUAAUUCCCGUCACUCCACAUGUCCUCCCAAUGGCUACUUUCAAUACAAUACCAAUGUGGUGUAUAAUCCAGAAGGAAAACUCGUGGCACGUUACCAUAAGUACCACCUGUACUCUGAGCCUCAGUUUGAUGUCCCUGAAAAGCCGGAGUUGGUGACUUUCAACACCACAUUUGGAAGAUUUGGCAUUUUCACGUGCUUUGAUAUACUCUUCUAUGAUCCCGCUGUUACCCUGGUGAAAGAUUUCCAUGUGGACACCAUACUGUUUCCCACAGCCUGGAUGAAUGUUUUGCCCCUUUUGACAGCUAUUGAAUUCCAUUCAGCUUGGGCAAUGGGAAUGGGAGUUAAUCUUCUUGCGGCCAAUAUACAUCGUGUCAGCCUAAAUAUGACAGGAAGUGGUAUUUACACACCAAACGGUUCCAAAGUGUAUCAUUAUGACAUGAAGACAGAGUCGGGAAAACUCCUCCUUUCGGACGUGGAUUCACACCCCCUAUCCUCGCUUGCCCCCCCAACAGCUGUGAAUUGGAGUGCCUAUGCCACCACCAUCAAACCAUUUCCAGUACAGAAAAGCACUUUUAGGGGAUUUAUUUCCCGGGACGGGUUCAACUUCACAGAACUUUUUGAAAAUGCAGGAAAUCUUACAGUCUGUCAAAAGGAGCUUUGCUGUCAUUUAAGCUACAGAAUGUUACAAAAAGAAGCGAAUGAAGUGUACGUUCUAGGAGCUUUCACAGGAUUGCAUGGCCGAAGGAGAAGAGAGUACUGGCAGGUUUGCACAAUGCUGAAGUGCAAAACUACUAAUUUGACAACUUGUGGACAGCCAGUAGAAACUGCUUCUACAAGAUUUGAAAUGUUCUCCCUCAGUGGCACAUUUGGAACAAAGUAUGUUUUUCCUGAAGUGCUACUUACCGAAAUUCAUCUGUCACCUGGAAAAUUUGAAGUGCUGAAAGAUGGGCGUUUGGUAAACAAGAAUGGAUCAUCUGGGCCUAUACUAACAGUAUCCCUCUUUGGGAGGUGGUACACAAAGGACUCAUUUUACAGCUCAAGUGGGACCAGCAAUUCAGCAAUAACUUACCUGUUAAUAUUCAUAUUACUAAUGAUCAUAGCUUUGCAAAAUAUUGUAUUGGUAUAGGGCAUGUCUAUCAUUCAGUUUCUGCAUCAUAUACUUGGCUAAAUGUGCUUAUCAGCUUCCCAAGUUUACUAAGAAAUUUUGAAGUGCUAUUUCAGUAGUAUAGACCAGUGAGUUCUAAAUAUUUUUUCUCAUCAAUAAUUGUUUUUUAAGUUUUAUGAUAAUGUUGUCCAUUUUUUUUGGCUACUCUGAAAUGUUGCAGUGUGGAACAAUGGAAAGAGCCUGGGUGUUUGGGUCAGAUAAAUGAAGAUCAGACCGCAGUUCCAGCCUCAUUUGCUUGAGACUUUGUGUGGGUUUGUAUGUAUGGGAGGGUGAAGAGUGAGGAGUUUCAGGGCCAUGGCAAACAUAGCUGUGCCCUUGAAGAGAAUAGUAAUGAUGGGAAUUUAGAGGUUUAUGACUGAAUUCUGUUUGACAUUAAAGACAAUUUGAAUUCACCUAG